Apodemus sylvaticus (European woodmouse) is the source of this 639-nucleotide messenger RNA. RefSeq names its product ankyrin repeat domain 22 (gene Ankrd22). Gene Ontology annotation, molecular function: protein binding. The coding region runs from base 1 to 639 and encodes 212 amino acids. Lineage: Eukaryota; Metazoa; Chordata; Mammalia; Rodentia; Muridae. The transcript is spliced from 6 exons. The record is from RefSeq and is a predicted model, not a curated record.
AUGAACGACAGGGAGAAGAGUGGAGAGAAAUUUGAAGUUGUCUGCAUCCAUAAAACGGAAACUGUUCUGUUUCUCUUGACUCAGCCCAUCUGCCAGGCGGCCUACCAGAAUGACUUGGGGCAAGUGUGGCGGUGGGUGAAAGAAAGCAACCAUUAUGUGGAUAUUCAAGAUGGCUUCAAUGGUGAUACUCCCCUCAUCUGUGCCUGCAGGCGGGGGCACCUGAGAAUUGUCUCCUUCCUUUUAAAGAGAAAUGCUGAUGUCAACCUCAAAAACUUGAAGGAGAGAACCUGCUUGCACUACGCUGUGAAGAAGAGAUUUACCUUCUUUGAUUAUCUACUCAUUAUCCUUUUAAUGCCUGUCUUGCUAAUUGGAUAUUUUCUCAUGGUAUCAAAGACGAAGCAGAAUGAGACUCUUGUCCGGAUGCUCCUUAAUGCUGGCGUUGAAGUUAACGCUACCGACUGCUAUGGCUACACUGCCCUGCACUAUGCUUGCCAGAUGAAAAACCAGACGCUCAUCCCCCUGCUUCUGGAAGCCCGUGCAGACCCCAUGAUAAAGAACAAGCAAGGUGAGAGCUCACUGGAUAUUGCACAGAGACUAAAAUUUUCCCAGAUUGCAAUAAUGCUAAAGAAAGCCUCAUAG